AUGACGCCAGCUCGCAGAGUUCGCAGCAAGGUGCCACGAUGCAGUUUCCCCGAUUGCAAGAAGCAAGUGCAGACCCGUAAACUAUGCAAGGCUCACGGUGGAGGAGUUCGCUGUCGUGGCCCCGACUGCACCAAGUUGGCGCAAAGCCGAGGCCUCGCGUUGCGCACGGUGGCGGAUGCCGCUGUACGGUCAGUGGCUGUCCCAAGUUGGCGCAGUCCAGGGGGUUGUGCCUCACUCACGGUGGCGGUCAACGCUGCCGCGAGCCAGCCAAAAGUUUGUACAACUCAAAGGGCGAUGCAAGGCACACGCGAAGGCUUUAGCGAGAAGUGA
Molecule: messenger RNA, 330 nt
Organism: Phytophthora sojae
Lineage: Eukaryota; Oomycota; Peronosporomycetes; Peronosporales; Peronosporaceae
Exons: 1
Coding region: 1-330 (109 amino acids)
Source: RefSeq, a predicted model, not a curated record